UUUCAUAUUCAUUUUGAUGAAAGGGUAUUGUUUCCUUUCUUCCAACCCAUUUCUCCUCUUCUCCGUACUUUCACGGCAACCACUUUCCGUUCAAUCGCCGUCCGCCACCGUCAACUCUCAUCGCCGCCGCAACCGCUUUCCACUCCUCCUCCUCAGGUCCGUUUGAAUUUCUGGAAUUAUUCUAAACAACAUUAAGCUGGCUUGUCAAUCCUAGUGGGGAUUUGGAAGAAGAUACCAUAAAGAUUUCGUUCAUAAAUGGAGCUGAAAGCUUCAUCUCCAAAGCCAGAGUCUGUUGUGCCAUCUGAUUGUGCCAGUGAUCCUGAAGAAACGGAAGUGAGCGACGACGACGACGAUGAUCGGAAUCAUAAGCAUCGGAAGAAGGAAGAUCGUUCUCAAUCAUUAGAGAGAGAUGUUUCAGAUCCUGUAAUUAACAGGCCAUUCAAAAAGUGUCACAAAAAUUUUGGGAAUCGCCAUCCGUUCAGAGAAAAUGAAUCGAUGGCCUUUGAAACACUGAGAACCUACAAUGAUGCCACCACAGAUAAAGAUUUUUACUCCAAGUUUGACAGAAGGCGCCCUGGGAUGACUUCAGGUCCUCGAAUGCCUUUUGAUAUGAAUCAAAGAAUACGGCCAAACCAAUUAUUUGCCGGAGAUCCUGGUGCUGGUAGGGGAAGAGGCAGGGAAUCCGGUUUUUGGAAUCAACGUGAAUCCAGGUUCAGCUCAAUUGAUGUUGCUUCACAAAUGGUUCAGCAGGGACCCAUUCAUCCAGCCCUUUAUACUGGACGUGGGUUACCAAAUAUAUCAAAUGCACAAAAUGCGUCUUGGAAUACAUUUGGUUUACUUCCAGCAGUACCCAAUGGUGGCUUAGACAUGCUUCAUCCAAUGGGUUUACAAGGAACACUCAGACCACCUAUUAAUUCAUCUUUAAAUGUGAAUAUUCCUCGUCAACGAUGCAGAGAUUUUGAAGAACGUGGAUUUUGCCUUAGAGGGGACAUGUGUCCUAUGGAACAUGGUGUAAAUCGAAUUGUCGUUGAAGAUGUUCAGAGUCUUUCACAGUUCAACCUUCCUGUUUCGCUUACAAGUGCACACCUAACUGGAGCACCUACUGGAUCUGGAUCACUGCAUUCAGUAAAUAAUUCAACUGCUUCAAUGAACAGCAAAUGUAAACCUGGAAUAAUUUCCAAGUCCAUUGUCAGUGAUGUUGGUUCGUCGAUGGAUGGUGCAUAUCCCGGUCCUGGUUGCACAAGUGGAGCUGAUCUUUAUGAUCCAGAUCAACCACUGUGGAAUGAUAGGGGUCUGGAGAUCGAUGAUGCUGAGCCUAUGUCUAGUGAUGCUCCAGAUAGUGUUUGUCCAGUUGAAGCUACCAGAACUUCUGUCAGUUUACAGGGUGCCAGUUCAUCUGUCUGGGGCAGAAUUGGUGGUUCAAAAAAUAGAUUCGACACGAAAGAAAAAUCCAACCCUACAAUGAGUUCUUUUCAUUUUCCUGAUAAUCAACCAAAGGAAGAUAAUGAUGAAUUAGUAGGUUGUCACAGUGCUUCCAGUCAAGGUAAGCAGAUCAUUGCAGAUGAUGCUAUCCCGAGAGCCUUUGAAGCAUCUUUGAAGGCACAGAUUGAUAUGCGUAACAUACGUAAACCAUCACAGAAGGCACUGCGUACUCUAUUUGUAAAUGGGAUACCUCAUAAAAGUAACAGGAGGGACGCUCUUCUUGCUCAUUUUAAGAAGUUUGGGGAAGUUAUUGACAUUUAUAUUCCAUUGAACAGUGAACGAGCUUUUGUCCAAUUCUCCAAGAGGGAAGAGGCUGAGGCUGCUCUAAGGGCACCUGAUGCUGUAAUGGGCAAUCGUUUCAUCAAGCUGUGGUGGGCUAAUCGUGAUUGUAUCCCUAGUGAAAAUACUAGUAGUAGUAGUGGGAAUGGUGCAAUUGUAACUCCCCGUGGGCAACCCACUUUCGUUCCAUCUCAUCCAGUUGCCACUGAUAGGAGAAAAGAUAUCCAUCAACCCGAUGCUUCAAGGACUACAUUUGAAGAAUCAUCACCUUCUGAUCCGUCUAAGCUGGUAAUUGCAGAUGCACCCAAGGUUCCACCUCCUUUGCAGAGGAAGCUUGAAAACUUGGAGCAUCUAAAGGAACAACUGCGUAAGAAGCAGGAAAUGCUGGACCAAAAGCGUAACGAGUUCAAGCGCCAGUUGAACAAACUUGAGAAACAAGCUACAGGACCCAAGGGGGAAGCUGUUACUGAGCAACCUGCCAAGAGACCCAAAACGAGCAUGGCGUCUGAUGUUGCCAAACUGGCUUCUCCUCAAUCGUCUGAUGCUGAUAUUGGUAUGUCAUCUUCACAAGCAGAGACAGCAGUGGAUAAAAAUAAACAGUUGGCCAAUUCUGUUUCCCAAAGUCCCAAACCAAGUACACCGAGGAAACCACAUGAACCUGCAGGAUUGAAGCAGUCAAUUCAAUCAUUAGUGCCUGUAAAUAGAUACAAGCUGGAUAAUCGUCCCACCGCAUUCAGAAUCAUUCCACCUUUGCCAGUCGGUCUAGCAAAUGUUGCUGCUUUGGAGGAACACUUCUUACCAUACGGUGAACUUUCCGCUGUAGAGCUAGAAGAUGUCCAAGUCAACGAUAGUAGCGAACAAGAGGCACGUCUAAAUUUCACUACUCGUGGAGCAGCUGAGCAGGCGUUUACAAAAGGUAAAUGCUGGAAAGACCAUAACCUUAAAUUCAUGUGGCUGACACCUACCAAUUCUGGCAACGCCACUGUCAGUAGAGAACGUUCUCUGUCUGCUCCUCCCAGCGAGCCCUUGGAUACAACAAAUAGCAAUUCUGAAGAGAAAUCGCGAAACUCUGCAAACCAUGAAGCAAUUGUGUCUGACGGUGAGCAUAAAGAUUCCGAAACUAAAAAUGAUUUGGAGAAUAUGAAAACAGAACAAGAUGAAGAUCUCCAGUGUACCACCAGUCAAGUUUCUUCUGCCAAACAAUCACCCGAAAACAAUGUCUGCUGAGAGGAUCUGUUGAUGGUCAGAUUUGUACAGCGAGGUAAAAUUUUAAAUCGAUCAAACACUAAUUUUCAGGAACAUUUUUUUUAUUCAAUUUCUCAAAAAAAAUAUUAUUCCAUGUUCCUUUUGUCAAUGCACAAGACUUGUAAAGUUCCUUCUAUUUGGCCACCUCUUGUAUUUGGUGGUAUUAGUCAAUUGGCACAUCGUGCUAUUUCUCAACUUUUCAAUAGUUCUAUUUUAGGAUAAAUUUUUUGAAGAUCAAAGUUCUGUUAAAAGCCGUUUAACGGUUACUUGACAAAUAUUCGGGAACCCUUUCCCUUUGUGUUUGUAGUUAAAGUAGAAAAAUAUAAUUGAAAAUGUUUAGUUUAACUCCA
Medicago truncatula (barrel medic) is the source of this 3356-nucleotide messenger RNA. RefSeq names its product zinc finger CCCH domain-containing protein 41. NCBI's taxonomy places the organism in Eukaryota, Viridiplantae, Streptophyta, Magnoliopsida, Fabales, Fabaceae. Gene Ontology annotation, molecular function: RNA binding; metal ion binding. The coding region runs from base 256 to 2988 and encodes 910 amino acids. The transcript has 5 exons. The record is from RefSeq and is a predicted model, not a curated record. Gene Ontology annotation, cellular component: nucleus.